UCACAGUUGAUUGGAGGCUAUUUUCAUGGGAGUAAAGUGUACGCAAGCUCUCAUACUGCUCACAGAAAGCUCAGGGACUCUCUAAAUACCAACAGCAUGAACACUCUAAUGCUCUGUGUGUUUUAUGUCAUAUUCCUCAGAGUUUAUGAAAUCCAGUGUAAAUCCCACCCAAAGCCUUCAUGUGGAUACCCUCCAUCCCAAUGGUGCAGGUCUCUGGAGAUUGCCAUAGAAUGUGGGGUGUGGAAACAAUGUAUGGAACUGAACGCAACCCGGCCAGACCCUGUGGUUCCUCCUGUAGAGAUCACUCUCUAUUACGAGAGCCUUUGUCCAGGCUGCAGAGCGUUCCUAACAGAGCAACUCUUCCCAACAUGGACUUUACUAAAAGGUAUAAUGAAAGUCAACCUGGUGCCCUUCGGCAAUGCUAAGGAACUUCCUGAAGAUAAUUCAUUCUCAUGUCAACAUGGAGAACCAGAGUGCUAUGCUAACAUGGUUGAGGCAUGUGUUUUAUAUGCAGCCAAUCAUGCAGCAUUUCCUGUCAUUUACUGCAUGGAGUCAUCUGCAGAUGUACUAAAAUCUGCUAAGCCUUGUUUGCAGCUCUAUGCACCGUUUGUUAAAUGGCAGACCAUAGAGUCUUGUACCAGAGGAGAGCUUGGCCACAGUUUGAUGCAUCAGAAUGCAGUGAAGAUGCAGGUGCUCAAACCAGCACACACUCAUGUUCCCUGGAUCACCUUCAAUGGGGAAUGCACUAGUGAAUGGGAAGAUAAGGCUAUGUCCACUCUCUUCACCCUUGUAUGCAAUUUGUACAAAGGAAUCAAGCCACCAGUCUGUACUGGAGCCCUGAAAAAACUGGACCGAAGCUUUUGCUAGUGGAAGAAAGAAGUGUUGCACAAUACACACAAUUGUGAUAUCUCAUGAUUUUUCAACUUUAGUCUGUUUUUCUGUUUAAGGUAAAAUAAAAAGUAGGCUACAUUUUUUUUUAAUAUAAUGUUGACACCAUUUCAACCAUAUGUAUGUGUACUUGGCUAUACUUUUGGGAUAAAAGCAUACUUAACAUAAAAGUGUU
This is a messenger RNA of Sinocyclocheilus anshuiensis, 1063 nucleotides long. RefSeq names its product gamma-interferon-inducible lysosomal thiol reductase-like. Lineage: Eukaryota; Metazoa; Chordata; Actinopteri; Cypriniformes; Cyprinidae. The transcript has 7 exons. The record is from RefSeq and is a predicted model, not a curated record. Gene Ontology annotation, molecular function: oxidoreductase activity, acting on a sulfur group of donors, disulfide as acceptor. Bases 97 to 867 code for a protein of 256 amino acids. Gene Ontology annotation, cellular component: lysosome.